This is a messenger RNA of Tachysurus vachellii, 3640 nucleotides long. RefSeq lists its product as uncharacterized. The record is from RefSeq and is a predicted model, not a curated record. The transcript has 14 exons. Lineage: Eukaryota; Metazoa; Chordata; Actinopteri; Siluriformes; Bagridae. The coding region runs from base 337 to 2136 and encodes 599 amino acids.
UGUUUGCAUCUAUUAUGAUUUUGCAACUGGGAAACAAAUAUAGUGAUAUUCACUCAUUAGAAUUUAUACAACUUACCAUUUAUACCAUUAGAAAUGUAACACUUAUAAACUUAUGGUUAGAUUCUAACUGCAUUUCAUUGUCUUUGUACAUUGGCUUUAGACAUUUUCAGUCCAAUAAUGAAUUCUAUAACAACGGGAGCUCUCAGAUUUAUAAUUUAAGUAGAGAUGUAUACCUGUGUAGAACAAGGAAAUAAAAACAUACACUGCUCUUCUGUUUAGUUCAUUUUUAAUAAUCCAGAAUUUCAAGAGAAAUUUCAAAAGAAAUAAUUGUAUAAAAUGGGACAAACACAAUCAGCUCCACCUCCACGUCAACCUUCACCUCCACCUCCACCUCCCAAAGUUGAAUAUGAUACGCCAUGGAGGAAAAUGCCUUGGGGGAAAAAAGACGCUUUAGAAGAGAAACUGAGGAACUUUAAGCUCAACACUACUGAUGUUAAGUUUGUCAGGAUUCUGAUCGUUGGUGAAGUUGGAGCAGGAAAGUCCAGCUUUAUAAAUUCAAUCAAUGAUGCUUUCCAAGAGCGAAUCACCUCUGGGGCACUUGCUGGAUCAUGUGGAACCAGUUUCACAAAAAAAUAUCAAACUCAUCAUAUCAAAGGGAAGGAUGGCUCCCAUUUGCCUUUUGUCUUCAAUGAUAUCAUGGGACUUGAACGUGAAGGUAGCAAAGGCAUAUGUGUAGAUGACAUUAUCUCAGCCUUAAAGGGGCUAAUUGAGGAAGGAUACAACUUUAAUCCUCUUCAUCCUGCAUCUGGAAAAGACUCCAAAAACAAUCCCAGGGUUUCUGAUCACACCUUCUGCCUGGUCAAUGUUCUAGAUGCAAACAAAGUGUCAUUUAUGGACCACAAGUUUAUUGAUAAGAUGAUACGGAUUCGUGAGGCGGCUUCAGACUAUAAUUUGCCUCAAGUAAUCGUCAUGACAAAAGUUGAUGAACUUUGCCCACUGGUUAAAGAGGACAUAAGAAAGGUGUACACCAGUAAGAAGAUUAAAGAAAAGAUGCAGGAUUGCAGUAAUGCACUGGGGAUUCCAAUGAGCCACAUCUUCCCUGUGAAGAAUUACCACGAGGAGACUGACACAAUUGAUGACAUGGAUCUUCUGAUCCUCAAGGCACUUGAUCAGAUUGUGAAUCUUGCCAAUGAUCAGCUGGAAAACGGAACCUCUUGUGAAAAACUGGAGAUGAACAGCUUCAAAGGAGGAAAUCUGCCCAAAAUGGGUGGAAAGAAAUCAAAACCAGAAUCAGAACCAGAAGACUUCGAGCAACUUUGGAGAAACAUCGACUGGAACCCAAGCAAUCUGAAAUCUGAGUUAAGUGAACUUCUUAAAUUUAUGGAAAACCGCAAAGACAUCAGGCAGUUCAAAAUACUGCUUCAUGGACCAGUCGGAGCUGGGAAGUCCUGCUUUGUAAACUCAGUGAGGAGCGUAUACAAGGAAAGAAUUGUAUUCGGGGCAGCAGAGGAGACAUCUGCUGGAAAGAGCUGCACAAAAAGAAACAAAACUUACAAAAUCACUGACAAAGAUUCUGUCACCUUGCCAUUUGUCUUCAGUGAUGUUAUGGGUCUGGAAAAUCAAGAUGAAUCUGGAAUUCAUCCUGAUGACAUCAUUAAUGUGCUGCAUGGCCGUGUCAAAGAAGGCUAUAAAUUUAAUCCUUUUUCCCCACUGACUGAUGCUGAUCCAAACUACAUACAUGAACCCAGUCUGAAUGACAAAGUUCACUGUUUGGUGACCGUAGUGGAUGCAAAGAGCAUCUCCUUAAUGGAGGAUGAGAUGAUUCAGAAGAUGAAAGCUGUCAGAAAAUCUGCCCUCAGAUUGGGUAUCCCUCAUGUGGUUCUGAUGACAAAAAUUGAUGAUGAUGUCUGCCCACUGGUUACACAGGAUCUAGCUGAGGUUUACAAAAGCAGGAAAAUCAAAGAAAAGAUGCGGGAAUUCAGCCACACAAUUGGUCCACCACUGAAAUGCAUCUUCCCAGUGAGCAACUAUCAUGAGGAGACUGAAGUAGAUGACAAAAAAGAUGUGCUUAUUCUGUCUGCCUUAAAGGCAAUUGCAGGAUUUGUUAAUGAUUACUCUGAAGAGGGUAACAUCUGAGUAUCUGCUAAAAAGUCCAUUUGGAAAAGAGAAUUGGGAUUUAGGUCUUUAUUAUCAUCAAAUCUUGAUGUAGCUCAUAUAUUAAUCAUGAUUAACUACUUCAACUAUAACGACAAUCACAAAGUCAUAAAAUUGUAAUGUGUGCCUGUGAUUACUAGUGUAGAUUAAUUAAGAGCAUAUUUAAUUGGCUUUUAUUAAAUUUAAGUCUCUCAUCUGUUUAUGCUACAGCUCACUGUUAUUUUUAAUGUUAUUCAUACAUUCAGUGUUUCAGUAUUUGAGAAAAAUGAUAUCUUCUAUUACAUCCUGCUUGAUAACAACUUUUUGUGGAUAUUUAAAAAAAACAAUAAUAAUAAUAAUUACUUUGUCAGUGAUGUCAUAUUUGACUUUGAUUAACAAUUUUUUUUUAUCUACUUUUUUCGCUAUAAUAUUUUGUUUAUUUUUUGUAAUGGGGUUUAAAGCUGUGUUGUUUUUUCUUAUUCAUUAUUAUAGCAUCACCAAAAUAUAAACAAUUGUGCCAUUAAUGUGUCAUUAGUGUAAACAAACAAAUCAGUAGAAAUGUUAUAAAUAAUAACUAGAUUUGUAAAGUUUGUCGCAACAAACUUUGAUGUUGGCUUUGACGAGGCAAGUAUUCGCAAAGGCCGGUGCUUUUUGGAGGCGAGUGGACAUAAGGGUCAGUGUUACUUUUGGAGGCAAGUGGACAGAAAGAUAAGGUGCCAAAACAUUUGGAGGCAAGUGGAGAUGAGCACGUGAUGUCAUCAGAAUACACAUGAGGAAGUUCCCCUCAUUGUUCUGAGUGUUUUGAUAUGUCACAUGUCCAUGCUGUAAAAAAUUUUUUUGAUUUUGCAUAUUUUGGGGGCUGGUCUGCGGCACAACCGAAAGGUCAGUCGGUACACCAAUUUAAAAGUUUGUUCAGAGUAUCACCCUAAAGGAGCUGGCCGAGUUUGGUGUAGAUAGUUCGAAAGUUUAUAAUGGGAGUCUAUGGGAAAAAAGGUCAUUUUGAGACCCGGUACCGGAAGUAGCGGAAUAGCAACAAACUUCAGAGCAGGGUCUACAACAUAUCUGAAUUUGGUGCAUGUGGCUCGAAAGCCCUAGGCCGCAAUAAGUUUUAUACAUUUUUGUCUAAGCUGAAAUAGGAAAACAGAAUGUUGGCUUCUACAAAGCAACAUAAUUACAGUGAAGACCUGCCAACUCCUGUUUGGUACCUGAUGUCUCCAGCUCCUUUAGCAGUUAAUUUCUACUUGUCUUGAGGUCUAUUGAAAAAGGCCCUGGCUCUCAGAGUAGUAAGGUCUUUUACACAGACAAAGGCAUCACAUCAAUUAAGUCAAUCUGACUGUUUAAACCUGGUGCAUAUUAACAUCUAUUAUUAUCUAUUAACAUGUGUUCUAUUAAUCUUUAUAUUAAUCUUUAUAAUAACCUUUUGUUCUAUGGUUAUGUUCUGUUCAGCUGCUUUGAGAUGAUGUCAAUUGUAAAAAGCGCUGUACAAAUAAAUUUGAAUUGAAUAGUG